Serinus canaria (Common canary) is the source of this 5814-nucleotide messenger RNA. RefSeq names its product trichohyalin-like. Bases 467 to 4372 code for a protein of 1301 amino acids. The transcript has 19 exons. Lineage: Eukaryota; Metazoa; Chordata; Aves; Passeriformes; Fringillidae. The record is from RefSeq and is a predicted model, not a curated record.
AAUUAAAGUCAUAUUUAACCUAGAAAUAAAAAAUGGGGAUGUGUCAAACGGGGCGUGGGCUGCUGCAAUGCCUCAAGAAAGCACCAAAAAACCCAAUCACCACAUUCCCCUCAUGCCUGGGCUGGCAGCCCAGCAGCUCAAGUAGAAGAGUCCUCCAGGAGCUCAGGGGAGCAGCAGCCUUCGUGCUGAUGCACAGCCUGUGGAGAAAGGGGUUUCCCAGGAGCAAGAGUCAUCCAGCUGGUCUCUGGAGCAGCUGAGCCAGGAAUCCUCUGACCAAGGGCAUGAAGUUGCCCAGGUGUGGCAAGAGGAGGAGCUGCUGGGCCAGAAGGCUGACCUUGAGGGCCGACUGGCAGCCACUGAGCGGCUCCGACAAGACCUUGCCAGGCAACUGGCAGAGACCAGUUCAGCAAAGGAGAGCCUGCAAUCCAGGCUGUUUGCUGCUCAGCAGCAGGUGGCUCACCUAGAGAUGACCAGAAAGCGUGUGGAGGCAGAGCUCCAAGCAGAGCUGCAGGGAGCUCGCAGAGAAGUCCAGGCAGUGCAGAGGAGGCACAAGGAAGAUCUACAAGGCCUCAAAGAGGAAAUGAAUCUCCUCCUCGAGCAGAGGGAGGCUCUACAAAAGCAGGUGGGAGAGUUGACAUCUCAGCUGGCAGCCUCCCGACAGUGCCAGGAAAACACUGUGCAGAGAGCCCAGCAAGAUGGGAGGGAGGCCCAGGAAGAGUCCAGGAAGAAGCUUUUGGAGAUUGAAGGCAUCCAGAAGCUGCUGGAGGAGGAAAAAAAACGAAAAAAGGAGCUGCAAGUUCACCUGCAGAAUUUGGACAGGGAGUGGAGUCAUUGGGAAGAAGUGGCUCAGCAAAAUUCAGAAUUGCAGGCUUCAGUGAAUGCCCUAGAGAGGGAAAAAAACAGGCUGCUUCUGUCCCUGGAGGAGAAGAACCAGUGCCUCAGAACACUGGCAGAACAGAACCUGGCACUGAAAAAUCGAGUGUCUCGGUUAUUUUCUGCUCUUAAGCAGGCAGAGCAGCUCUGUACUCAGCAGAGAAGAGAAGUUCAGGAGGUCAAUGACCAGGUGCAGGCCUCACUGCUGGCCGAGAUAGAGAAGAGAGAUCACCAGGCAAGUCAUGAGAAGCAGCUGCUGGAAACUGAGGUGUCUGAGCUGCGUAGGAGGCUCCAGUGCUCUGAGAAAAGAGCAGAGGCCAUGGCCACACAGUGUAAGGCCGUGGUGCUGGAGCUGAGGAAGACACAGGCUCAGAGGGACAAUCUCAGAGCCCACAAUCAGGAUCUGCAGAAACAGAUGGAGGAAGAUAUGCAAGAGUGGUUUAAAGCAGAAGCCAGGCACAUCUCUCGCCAAAUUGUCCUGGAGAAAGAGGCCACUGAAAGGCAGGAAGAGGCUGUGACUCUUCGUCAGGAGGUGGAAUCUCUGAAGAGGAAAUUGGAGGACCUGGAGAAGGAAAGGAAGGAUGUGCUGCAUGGACGGGCGUUGUACCAGCAGCAGAUGAGAGAUCUGGAAAAGAAGAAUGAAAUUCAUGGACUCAACAUUCAAAGUCAGCAGGAAAGAACGCAACAAUUGGGCAGUGAAAAGGAAACCAUGCAGGAAGAGUUGAAGCAUGGGGCUGCUGCUUUGAAGAAAGGAAGAGGGAACACUCUAAGUGCUGCACUGACCAAGUUUAAAAUUGCCAAAGGGGCUCUGCAGAAACGCUUGGCCUUCCUGAAGGGAAAGAGUCGUAUCCAGCCAGGCUUUGACACUGACUUGCAUUCUCCUGCAGCGUCCCUGAAUUAUUCCAGAGAUGUUUCCCAUGGAGAGGUUUCCCAGGAGCAAGAGUCAUCCAGCUGGUCUCUGGAGCAGCUGAGCCAGGAAUCCUCUGACCAAGGGCAUGAAGUUGCCCAGGUGUGGCAAGAGGAGGAGCUGCUGGGCCAGAAGGCUGACCUUGAGGGCCGACUGGCAGCCACUGAGCGGCUCCGACAAGACCUUGCCAGGCAACUGGCAGAGACCAGUUCAGCAAAGGAGAGCCUGCAAUCCAGGCUGUUUGCUGCUCAGCAGCAGGUGGCUCACCUAGAGAUGACCAGAAAGCGUGUGGAGGCAGAGCUCCAAGCAGAGCUGCAGGGAGCUCGCAGAGAAGUCCAGGCAGUGCAGAGGAGGCACAAGGAAGAUCUACAAGGCCUCAAAGAGGAAAUGAAUCUCCUCCUCGAGCAGAGGGAGGCUCUACAAAAGCAGGUGGGAGAGUUGACAUCUCAGCUGGCAGCCUCCCGACAGUGCCAGGAAAACACUGUGCAGAGAGCCCAGCAAGAUGGGAGGGAGGCCCAGGAAGAGUCCAGGAAGAAGCUUUUGGAGAUUGAGCACAUUCAGAAGUUGCUGGAGGAGGAAAAAAAACGGAAAAAGGAGUUGCAAGUGCAUCUGCAGAACUUGGACAAGGAGUGGAGUCAUUGGGAAGAGGUGGCUCAGCAAAAUUCAGAAUUGCAGGCUUCUGUCAAUGCCCUGGAGCUGGAAAAAGCCAGGCUGCUUCUGUCUCUGGAGGAGAAGAACCAGUGCCUCAGAACACUGGCAGAACAGAACCUGGCACUGAAAAAUCGAGUGUCUCGGUUAUUUUCUGCUCUUAAGCAGGCAGAGCUGCUCCGUUCUCAGCAGAGAAGAGAACUGCAGGAGCGCAACGACCAGGUGCAGGCCUCACUGCUGGCCGAGAUAGAGAAGAGAGAUCACCAGGCAAGUCAUGAGAAGCAGCUGCUGGAAACUGAGGUGUCUGAGCUGCGUAGGAGGCUCCAGUGCUCUGAGAAAAGAGCAGAGGCCAUGGCCACACAGUGUAAGGCCGUGGUGCUGGAGCUGAGGAAGACACAGGCUCAGAGGGACAAUCUCAGAGCCCACAAUCAGGAUCUGCAGAAACAGAUGGAGGAAGAUAUGCAAGAGUGGUUUAAAGCAGAAGCCAGGCACAUCUCUCGCCAAAUUGUCCUGGAGAAAGAGGCCACUGAAAGGCAGGAAGAGGCUGUGACUCUUCGUCAGGAGGUGGAAUCUCUGAAGAGGAAAUUGGAGGACCUGGAGAAGGAAAGGAAGGAUGUGCUGCAUGGACGGGCGUUGUACCAGCAGCAGAUGAGAGAUCUGGAAAAGAAGAAUGAAAUUCAUGGACUCAACAUUCAAAGUCAGCAGGAAAGAACGCAACAAUUGGGCAGUGAAAAGGAAACCAUGCAGGAAGAGUUGAAGCAUGGGGCUGCUGCUUUGAAGAAAGGAAGAGGGAACACUCUAAGUGCUGCACUGACCAAGUUUAAAAUUGCCAAAGGGGCUCUGCAGAAACGCUUGGCCUUCCUGAAGGGAAAGAGUCGUAUCCAGCCAGGCUUUGACACUGACUUGCAUUCUCCUGCAGCGUCCCUGAAUUAUUCCAGAGAUGUUUCCCAUGGAGAGGUUUCCCAGGAGCAAGAGUCAUCCAGCUGGUCUCUGGAGCAGCUGAGCCAGGAAUCCUCUGACCAAGGGCAUGAAGUUGCCCAGGUGUGGCAAGAGGAGGAGCUGCUGGGCCAGAAGGCUGACCUUGAGGGCCGACUGGCAGCCACUGAGCGGCUCCGACAAGACCUUGCCAGGCAACUGGCAGAGACCAGUUCAGCAAAGGAGAGCCUGCAAUCCAGGCUGUUUGCUGCUCAGCAGCAGGUGGCUCACCUAGAGAUGACCAGAAAGCGUGUGGAGGCAGAGCUCCAAGCAGAGCUGCAGGGAGCUCGCAGAGAAGUCCAGGCAGUGCAGAGGAGGCACAAGGAAGAUCUACAAGGCCUCAAAGAGGAAAUGAAUCUCCUCCUCGAGCAGAGGGAGGCUCUACAAAAGCAGGUGGGAGAGUUGACAUCUCAGCUGGCAGCCUCCCGACAGUGCCAGGAAAACACUGUGCAGAGAGCCCAGCAAGAUGGGAGGGAGGCCCAGGAAGAGUCCAGGAAGAAGCUUUUGGAGAUUGAGCACAUUCAGAAGUUGCUGGAGGAGGAAAAAAAACGGAAAAAGGAGUUGCAAGUGCAUCUGCAGAACUUGGACAAGGAGUGGAGUCAUUGGGAAGAGGUGGCUCAGCAAAAUUCAGAAUUGCAGGCUUCUGUCAAUGCCCUGGAGCUGGAAAAAGCCAGGCUGCUUCUGUCUCUGGAGGAGAAGAACCAGUGCCUCAGAACACUGGCAGAACAGAACCUGGCACUGAAAAAUCGAGUGUCUCGGUUAUUUUCUGCUCUUAAGCAGGCAGAGCAGCUCCGUUCUCAGCAGAGAAGAGAACUGCAGGAGCGCAACGACCAGGUAAGCUUUGCAGUGGCAUCCUCUUCUCCAGGUACACACAACAGCACCUUUGGCUUGGAGGCUCCAACCUCUUUCCCCCCUCCCAGCAGCAUCCACAGCUACCCUGUUCUGCUCGGGGCUGCUGCUGCAUCCUGAGGCUGAGGCUGGAUUUGGUGUCUGCUGCAGAAGUUUUCCCCCAUCCUCUCCAGGGUCCCAGCAGGAAGUCUGGGAAGAGAAGCAGCAGCAGACUCCUCUGGGGCUUCUCUGUCCCUCUGUUAGCAGUGUUGUCCCAGACAGAGUGUGUGCCUGUGCCAGGCACUGAGCAAUGUGGGGACACAGAGGUGGCUGUGGCAGGCUGGGCAGGGCACUUCCAGCGCAGCCAGUUGAGCCGCUGUUCAGAGCUGCAGCCCAAGGAUGCCCAUUGCCUCCCUUACUUGUUUUCCCUCCAUUUGUCUCCAUUGGAAUCCUUGCUUCUGUGCCUUCUGGGUUUGGCGUGCUUUUUGCCUGAAAUAAUUUCUUCUUUGUUGCUCUCCCUGCGGCCCACUCUGCUGCCUCAGGAGCAGCCCUGUCCCUGAGGCUGUGUGCAUCCAUCUUCCAGGUGCAGGCCUCGCUGCUGGCCGAGAUAGAGAAGAGAGAUCACCAGGCAAGUCAUGAGAAGCAGCUGCUGGAAACUGAGGUGUCUGAGCUGCGUAGGAGGCUCCAGUGCUCUGAGAAAAGAGCAGAGGCCAUGGCCACACAGUGUAAGGCCGUGGUGCUGGAGCUGAGGAAGACACAGGCUCAGAGGGACAAUCUCAGAGCCCACAAUCAGGAUCUGCAGAAACAGAUGGAGGAAGAUAUGCAAGGUACAGCUUCUCCUCUCCCACCCACUGCCCCAUCCUGUCUCACCAGCGGGAAUAUCCGAUCCCAUGCAGAGGAAAAGGGCACUGCCCUGAAAUGGAAGAGAGGGAAAAAACGAGCAGCAGGAGAUUUAUCCUUCCGAGUGCCAGUGAAAGCUUUCUCCUGAGAAAGAGGAUGUGGCUGGCAGUGCCAUCUGGCCGAGCUAGGGCAGAUCCCGUGCACAGCUGGUGCCUCUCAGGUGCUGUGUCUGUGCUAAGGAGCUGUAGCUGGAUGCCUCAGCUCCAUUGCCUCAAACUCCAGGCCCUGCUAGAGCCUGCAGGCUAUUGGCCCCACUGGAGCAGGCCUGCACAGGCAUCCCCUUCCCUUCAUCUCUCUUGCCUUGCUCACUCUGCACAAGGCCAAGAGCAAACACACUUUCCUAUCCCUCUGAACCUUGCCCCUUUCAUUCCUGCCUUUUUCUGGGCUGAGAAGUUUCCUUCAUUUCUGUCAGCUUUGGAACCUUUGUGGGCUUGGGGCCUGACAAACACAGGCAAGCAGAGAAGACAGUGCUGUUGUCUCUACAGGAUGCACAUCUGUUUGGCUUUGUUUUGCUUUUCCCCUUCCACUUUCCCCUCUCCUUUCCCCUUCUCUGCUGCAGAGUGGUUUAAAGCAGAAGCCAGGCACAUCUCUCGCCAAAUUGUCCUGGAGAAAGAGGCCACUGAAAGGCAGGAAGAGGCUGUGACUCUUCGUCAGGAGGUGGAAUCUCUGAAGAGGAAAUUGGA